UUUCUUUAUUUAAUUUUCCUCAACUCCUCCUUAAAUUUUCAUCAGCAUUUCGUCCUUCUUCGUUUUCUUUCUCUCUCACGGGAAACCCUUGUUUCAUUUCUUGCUAUCAUAUCUAUAGAGAAAACCUGAAACCAGAAAGAGGUUCUUUCUGCGAUAAACCCUAGCGAUCCAAACGGUCAUUCAGCAUUUCAUGGUGCGAAUCACCGAGUUGAAUCGCAUAGCAAUCUGAGUUUCUGAUCGGUUGACGCGGUCAUGGGUGCUGCGGGCUCCAAGCUUGAAAAGGCUCUUGGCGACCAAUUCCCCGAAGGAGAGCGUUACUUCGGCCUUGAGAAUUUCGGCAACACUUGUUACUGCAACAGCGUCUUGCAGGCACUAUACUUUUGUGUUCCUUUUCGUGAACAAUUACUGGAGUAUUAUGGAAAUAACAAAAGCAUACUGGAUGGGGAGGAAAAUCUUUUGACGUGCUUGGCGGAUUUGUUUUCUCAGAUAAGUUCCCAGAAGAAAAAAACUGGUGUUGUUGCUCCCAAACGAUUUGUACAGAGGCUGAAAAAACAGAAUGAACUCUUCCGUAGCUAUAUGCACCAGGAUGCCCAUGAAUUUUUGAACUUUUUGCUGAAUGAACUUGUUGACAUUCUUGAGAAAGAGAGCCAAGCUGCAAAAACUGCUGAUCAGGAGACCUCACCACCUUCUGAAAAGGCCGCUAAUGGCCCCAAGAAUGGUCAAGCUAAUGGUGUUCACAAAGAGCCAUUAGUUACUUGGGUACACAAAAAUUUUCAGGGAAUACUCACCAAUGAGACAAGGUGCUUGCAAUGUGAAACAGUGACAGCUAGAGAUGAAACAUUUUUAGACUUGAGUCUUGAUAUUGAGCAGAACAGCUCAAUUACAAGCUGUUUGAAAAAUUUCAGUUCCACUGAGACACUGAACGCUGAAGACAAAUUCUUUUGUGACAAAUGCUGCAGUUUGCAAGAAGCUCAGAAGAGGAUGAAGAUAAAGAAACCACCUCACAUCUUGGUCAUCCAUCUUAAGCGUUUUAAGUACAUGGAGCAGCUUGGCCGCUACAAGAAGUUGUCAUAUCGGGUUGUUUUUCCCCUGGAGCUGAAGUUGAGUAACACUGUUGAAGAUGCAGAUAUAGAGUAUUCUCUAUUUGCGGUAGUUGUCCAUGUUGGGAGUGGGCCCAACCAUGGGCAUUAUGUCAGUCUUGUGAAAAGCCAUAACCACUGGUUAUUUUUUGAUGACGAAAAUGUAGAGAUGAUUGACGAAUCUGCUGUGCAGACGUUCUUUGGAUCAUCACAGGAAUAUUCAAGUAAUACAGAUCAUGGGUACAUUUUGUUCUAUGAGAGCCUUGGCUCUGGUAACAGGAAUUAGAUGGAGAAGUUCUACAACUCUUCUGUAAUCAUUUGGACUUCUUUUCACCAGGUUUCCAUAUUUAUUUUCCUUUCUACCGUUUUCCCUUUAUUCAACAUCCCCCAGAGGAUUCGGGUUGUGAAAAUUUAUACUUAGGUGGUUGCCAUGUACAGUGGAUAGUGUUAGCACUGUCCUUUUUCUUUUUACUCUUUCUCACAAUAAGAACAGUAUAUAUAUCGGGUGAAAAUUUCACCAACGAUGUGUAUUCAUGGUUGCAAACGCUCAACCAACAUUAGAAACAAAUGGAAAUUGAUCCUUGAUCCAAA
Molecule: messenger RNA, 1670 nt
Organism: Vigna angularis (adzuki bean)
Lineage: Eukaryota; Viridiplantae; Streptophyta; Magnoliopsida; Fabales; Fabaceae
Product: ubiquitin carboxyl-terminal hydrolase 4
Exons: 6
Coding region: 253-1365 (370 amino acids)
Biological process (GO): protein deubiquitination
Cellular component (GO): nucleus; cytosol
Molecular function (GO): cysteine-type deubiquitinase activity; cysteine-type endopeptidase activity
Source: RefSeq, a predicted model, not a curated record